CACAGUCGCGGCCCUCCGCGCGCCCCUUUCCCCGCAGGGCUUAGUCCCAGAUCUUCCCGUGAGGCUCCUCGCUGCCUCGUGUCAGGCCGUGGGAGCCCAUGGAGGUAAAGGAGGAUAAGCAGCAAGAGCAUAAAAUAGAAGAUGCUGGUAUAGUGUAUGUAACUGAAAAAAAAGAAGAAAUCAAACAUGACAAAAAACCUGGAAAAAGUAUACAACAUUCAAAACCAUGUGUCGGGAGAGGACGUGUAUAUUAUGCGAAAUUCAUUCAUACAAACGCAAGAACAUUCAAUGAACCAGUUCCCUACAUAGAUCCCAAAAAAGGGCCAGAAAAGCAGGGUGACUGGUGGUCACAUGGUAAAAGACUGGAGCAUCCCUUCCAACCAUCUUAUGACACUAAGAGCACCCAGAGGAGUGACUUUCAAAAACCAGCAUGUCCAUUGGUUUUGCCAGUCAAACACAGCAAGUUGCAAAAGCCUUCUUGUGGAAUAGUAUUGACCACCUCACCCUUUUUUGAGGAGAUUAUUUCAGAUGACUGGUAUCCCGUAAAACAACGUAGGAAAUACUGUUACAUGGACUGUUAA
This is a messenger RNA of Leptonychotes weddellii (Weddell seal), 581 nucleotides long. NCBI's taxonomy places the organism in Eukaryota, Metazoa, Chordata, Mammalia, Carnivora, Phocidae. The record is from RefSeq and is a predicted model, not a curated record.